CAUCUUUUUUGGUCCAUUUUGGAUGAGAGCAGCAGCUCCGUGCAACCCAAGAAAAUGACCAAACUGCAGUUUCUGAACGUCUUUCUGACUGAGCGUCUCAUGCUUGCUGCGCAGGAGAUCUACAAAUCCGUCGAGGACACGAUUUUGGAGUACCAGGAGGAGAUAGCGAUCAGGGAGCGGGAGAACGACCAUCUGAGACGCAGGCUGCGAGACGCUGGGAUUGAAAUAUGGCCAGAUCGUCCGUCCAUGGCGCUGUUGGACGAGGAGGAUGGUGAGCAUCCACGGCGUGAGUGGAGUCCCAGCAUGGGGCAUGAGGAGCGCAUCCCUAUUCAGAUUAAGGAUAAAAGAGAUCUCCAGGCCAACCGAGGAGAUGAUCAGCUUCGUGGUCAUGGCUCUUGCAGCACACCAGAGAACAUGUUCACUCCUCCGCGUGUUGGAAAUGAAUAUCCGCAGGAUGGCCCCCACACAUCCAACCUCCCUCAGAGUCAAGGUGUGGAGAACAGGGAACGGGAUCCUGCCUCUCGAGGCUCCUCAAGGCAUGUGAAGGUAGAGAGUGGAGGAGGCCACAGAGGCUCUACUUCCUCAAACAGCGGCGCCCAGCCGCUCGCACCGGUCAACCCAAACUGCUCAAAUGAGAACAACAUUGACAUUAUCGGGGUGGAGAAUGGAGGACAGAUGGUUGGUGCUAAGGGAAAUGGAACUGGAGCUAACAGAGGACAGGCCUCUCACAUGCGCAACCAAGGAGCCAAUGCUGUGGACUGCCCUCAUCAAAAAUCCCCACUACAAGGCCACAUGUCUUCCUUUUGCUGCAAGGUUUGUGGCGAGGCGUUUAGUCACAUCGGUCACCUGCACGUGCAUGUACAAGUGCACACUCGAGAAAAACCGUACCGCUGCGGAGUAUGCGGGAAAUGCUGCAGCUCCUCCGGUAGACUCCAGGAGCACCAGCGUAGCCACACAGGAGAAAAACCAUUUCGCUGCCAGAUUUGUGGAAAGGGCUUCACACAGAUGGCUCACUUGAAGGUACACAUGAGGAUCCAUACUGGGGAGAAGCCUUACAGUUGCCCUGUGUGUGGCAAAUGCUUCAGCCGCUCUGACAAAAUCAAAAGGCAUCUCCAGACCCAUAGCCGCGAGGGAACAUAUUUCUCAGGGCAAUGAUGCAAGUUGUUUAACAACCCAUAUUGAUGAGGGAAACUUUCCUACAAAAAGCUAAAAUCGCUGCCAUUAAGACAAGGCUUUUUUUCUUCCUACUUUCCAAGAACUAUUGAUUCUGCAACUCUUACAGAAAGUUUCUUAUCUAACCUAACACUCCUCCACGCCAUAGUCCCUCAAUAGAAUUUGUAUUAGCCAGUUUAGUAUGUCAUUUACUUAAUUUUGUACUUGUCACUGAGUAUUAAAUCUCUAAGACACAAUUUGAUUUAUUAGCUAGCCUUUCUGAAUUAUCUAGCCUUUCCUUAGUCAUAUAAUUAGCAUGAUGAAGUCUUCCACACAUGCCUUGAAACUGAGAUGCAUUAAGAAAUGCAACAAUGUUCAUCACGGUCACGGCUUAUUAUCAGCCAGUCACUUCAUAUCCGUAAGUUUACACUUGAGUUUAAAAUCUUCAGACUUGACAUCCAUCUUGUAAUCAUUAUUUAAGACCUGAAAUUAAGAGUAAGCGCAUGAAAUGAUUUCCAUUUUUCACAAUUACUUAGAGAAUUGACGGUCUGACAAAUGAAGCCUCUGUGUUUUCUGGCUUAGUCUAACACUGCCAGUUUUUUUAAUGUAGCAAUUAAACAAUGACACAACAUUUAGGCAAACAAAAAGCCACUGAAAAGCACCUGUAAACUGUGGACUUGACUGACUUACAAGGAGAAGUCUGAUCCGGCACUUACUUCCAAUUUAUUUUUUAUUUUCCCUCUCAGUGCUGUUACAUUGUUGCAGAGCUAAGUAACUGCCAUCUCACAUCGUCAGUGCUUCAUGUUGUCCAUGGAAAUAUGGAUCAAUCUGUUGUGAGACUGCUCCACUAUUUUGUGAAAUAAUGUGAUAUUCUGUAAAAUACCACUAGUCUCGAUUUAUCAUACAUUUUGGAAUUCUGUGGUGUCUUUUUUAAUGACAUGCACUACAGCAUCUGUCUAACACGGUGCAGAAAUUCACUCUAUAAUAGGGCCGUACAGUAUUAGUCCAACCUAUCUGUGGUUUUUUCAGGGGUCUGAGUCUGCAAAGAUUUAUGUUCACCUGUGUCUCCACCACAGUAGUCAUUCACAUGUGAGGUAUUUUUGGAGUGGCCUCAGUUGUGGUUGAUUUUCAGAGGUGAUGGUUGGUUUAUCAUGGAAUCAGGUACUUCCUCUGCCCAUCUCGGACUGAACCCCUGAACAGUAGCCCCCACAGUCACCUUCCUCCUCUCAGGACCAAUGCUGCAUUCACAACACGAGGGCAUACCAGAAAUAUAACGUCUGACUUGAACCGGCUAUUCUUAAAGUCAGAAACUCAGGGUUUGUGAGUUUUCUUGUGGGAUUUGUCCCUUUGUUGCAAAAACAAACAUGACAACAAUGAUCCAAAACAUAUUGUAUCUGAACAUCCUGCUAAAAGAUGAACUUAAGUGUGAUACCCUCAGUGUGUCAGAGCGCAGUUGCUGCUCUUGGUUGCACAGCAGUGAACCCCCACCCCAUGUGUGAUGAAUGCAGCAUGAGACAAGUACAGCACGUCCUCACAGCUGACCAGCAGCCCUUCACUCACAGUCUUCUCUGGGGCACCUUUGAUCCCCCUGCACACACACAGUCUACUGUACAGUGUUGUAUCAUUGCGUAUUAAAUGUUAUUUUUUAAUAAAGUAGUAAUUGAGUA
Epinephelus lanceolatus (giant grouper) is the source of this 2819-nucleotide messenger RNA. RefSeq lists its product as uncharacterized. The record is from RefSeq and is a predicted model, not a curated record. Lineage: Eukaryota; Metazoa; Chordata; Actinopteri; Perciformes; Serranidae. Gene Ontology annotation, molecular function: RNA polymerase II cis-regulatory region sequence-specific DNA binding; DNA-binding transcription factor activity, RNA polymerase II-specific. Gene Ontology annotation, biological process: regulation of transcription by RNA polymerase II.